Pestalotiopsis fici W106-1 is the source of this 2193-nucleotide messenger RNA. RefSeq lists its product as uncharacterized. Gene Ontology annotation, cellular component: histone deacetylase complex. The coding region runs from base 1 to 2193 and encodes 730 amino acids. Gene Ontology annotation, biological process: chromatin organization. The transcript is spliced from 4 exons. Gene Ontology annotation, molecular function: histone deacetylase activity. NCBI's taxonomy places the organism in Eukaryota, Fungi, Ascomycota, Sordariomycetes, Amphisphaeriales, Sporocadaceae. The record is from RefSeq and is a predicted model, not a curated record.
AUGGACCACCACCAAAGCAAUGGAGUGGACCAUUCAAUGGCUGACGCCCCUGACCCCGUUCCCGAGUCAGCACAUGACUUCGACUGGGGUGAUGAUCAUGAAGAGCUCAUCAUUGACGAAUAUGAAUCGCCUCAUGAAAACGAAGAGUUUGUACAAUCCUUGGUCGAUAGAAAGUUGUUGCCAACUGGCUGUUGCUACGAUGACCGGAUGAAGCUGCAUGCAAAUGCAGACUUUGGACCCACGCCACAUCACCCAGAAGAUCCUAGAAGGAUAGAGGAAAUUAUGAAGAUCUUCAAGAAGGCAGGUCUGGUGUUCACAGGACCGGACACUGACUUGGCGGACAUCCUCCAAAACACUCCGACCAAGUACAUGUGGAGAGUUCCAGCUCGCAGUGCCACACAGGACGAAAUACAGACUGUACACACAAGGGAGCAUUACCGGUUCAUUGAAUCAUUUGUCAACAUGGAUACAGAUCAACUGCGCAAACUAAGCCAUGAAAUGGAUCAGGGCCGAGCCUCACUCUAUGUUGGUGCCCUAUCCUUUGAAGCUGCACUAUUGGCUGCUGGAGGCGCGAUUGAGACUUGCAAGAACGUUGUUGAGGGAAAGAUCAAAAAUGGCAUUGCUGUGAUCCGCCCGCCCGGCCAUCACGCAGAAUUUGAUCAGCCGAUGGGCUUUUGUUUUUUCAACAACGUUCCGGUUGCAGCAAAGGUAUGCCAACAGGAGUAUCCCGAAACAUGCCGCAAGAUUCUCAUUCUCGACUGGGAUGUCCAUCAUGGAAACGGCAUUCAGAACAUGUUCUACGACGAUCCAAACAUCCUAUACAUCUCCUUGCAUGUCUACGCAAAUGGAAACUUCUACCCUGGAAAGCCAGACAAUAUGUACAUACCUGAUGGCGGGAUCGACUCCGUCGGCGAAGGCGCUGGCGAGGGCAAGAACAUCAACAUUGGAUGGGACAAUCAGGGCAUGGGAGACGGUGAAUAUCUGGCUGCAUUCCAGAAGAUCGUUAUGCCCGUUGCUCAGGAGUUCUGCCCAGAUCUUGUGAUCAUAUCGGCUGGGUUUGACGCGGCCAAAGGCGACGAACUUGGCGGUUGUUUCGUGACUCCAGGCUGCUACGCGCACAUGACACACAUGCUCAUGUCACUUGCUGGCGGCAAGGUGGCAGUCUGCCUCGAGGGAGGCUACAAUCUCAAGGCUAUAUCUCAGUCAGCCCUGGCUGUGGCGCGAACACUCAUGGGAGAGCCGCCGCCCCAGAUGCAGAUUCCACGCAUCGACAAGACGGCAGCACGGGUGCUGGCUAAAGUUCAAGCCACCCAUGCUCCAUAUUGGGAAUGCAUGCGUCCUGGAGUGAUUGAUGCUCAGGUGAUAGGUGAAGGCACAUCACGGCUUCACGACGUCAUCCGCAACUACCAGCGACAAAACUUGUCCGAGCAAUUCGGCAUGGUCCCGCUUUUCAUCCAGCGCGAGACCCUAUUCAAGUCUUUCGAAAACCAAGUUCUGGUGACUCCAGGCAUUACGCAGAAGAGAAAGAUACUUGUCAUCAUUCAUGAUCCGCCUGAGCUGGUAGGCAUGCCAGACCUCAUUGAUAACACUGUAGACCCGCAUAAUGCAUUUUUGUCGGAUGGUGUCACGACUUACAUCAAGUGGGCACAAGAAAACGAUUUUGGUGUUAUAGAUGCCAACGUUCCGCAUUACAUUACACGACCCGAGGAUGUUGAUCCUUUCGUGCCGCGGCCGGGAGAACUCACACUUUCUCAGCAGAUCAAAGAGCUCAUGAACUAUAUAUGGGACAACUAUGUCCAGCUGUAUGAUUUCGAUGACCUGUUCCUCAUGGGCGUUGGAAAUGCCUACCUUGGAGUUAAGCUCCUUCUAACCGAGAGACACUGCAAAGACCGCAUUUCAGGUGUCGUCAACUUUGUGACUGGUAACUUACGACCUGUCAAAUCCGCUACGGACGAGACUCUUUCCGGUUGGUACAAGCGAAAUUCCCUUGUUUACGUGUCGGCAGACCACGCUUGCUGGUCGGACCCCGACCUGACUAAGAAGGUGAACAAGAGGAGAUUUGGAGAUGUACAGAAGAGUGACAAGGUCGGCCUGAACCACAUGAUGCAGCGACAUGCUCCCCAGGUAUUCGACUUCAUCGCAGAACGGCAGUCGAGAAGCGGAUACACGACAGAAGAGGAUAAGAUGAGCUAG